GUCAUGUUUUAUGUGUAAAACCGUUAAUAUAUGGGCAUGCGAAUAAAACCGUUGUUAGCAAGGAAUAUUUGGUAUUAGAUGUGGGAAUAGACGUUGUAUUAUAGACAUGAUAUACCCAGAUGGAUCAUUGCUGGAAUAAAUACCUGUGUAUAAACCAUCAGCAUUUUACUGGAAGCAUUCAUGAUUGGUUGUUCGAAAUCACACGCAAUCUUGCAGAAUAAAGUUCACGUAAUGAAGGAUAUUUGUACGAUAAACUUCUACACCGUUCAAAGAUGACGGAAACACAAGAAAUGGAGGCUCUUCAAAGAGCCCAUAAGGAGCGCCUAGACAUCGUACAAAAAUAUGACAAGGGAAGAGACAAAGGUGCUCAAAUAGACCCAUGGGAAGAUGCUUCAUUCAUCAUCUAUAAAGUCACAGAUAGAUACGGAUUCUGUCAGGUCGACUUAGAUGUUUUCAACUUCAGUGAAAAUGAGCUCCCAGAAAGCCCAGAUGAGGAGGAGAAAAAGGCAAAAGAGUUGGAACUGGAGAGAACACAGAAAUGGUUGAAAAUGGCCAAGAACUGGAAGAGGUAUUACACCAGUGAAAAGUUGACGAGAAGAAUAUAUAAAGGUAUCCCGGACAAGAUGAGAGGAACAGUGUGGGCCAUGCUCCUGGAUCUAAAUAAAAUAAAAGAUGAGCAGCCUAAUGUUUAUGAGAAAAUGAAAGCGAGAUCAAGGUUGUACUCGCCGGACAUCAGGCAGAUUGAUCUGGACGUCAAUCGGACCUUCAGGAAUCACAUCAUGUUCAGGGAUAGAUACGGCAUCAAGCAACAAGCUCUCUUCCACAUCCUCGCUGCUUACUCUAUGUACAAUACGGAGGUUGGAUAUUGCCAGGGGAUGAGCCAAAUAGCAGCCCUCCUUCUCAUGUACCUUAACGAAGAAGAAGCAUUCUGGGCUCUUCUUAUCCUACUGACAGACACCAAGCAUGCCAUGCAUGGUUUCUUCAUUCCUGGGUUUCCCAAGCUGAUCAGGUAUCAAGAUCACCAUGAAAACAUCCUCAAGAAACUCCUACCGAAGGUCCGCAAGAAUCUGGACCGAUUGGAGAUCCACACGAGUCUGUACUCAAUGAAGUGGUUCUUUCAAUGUUUCUUGGAUAGAGUACCGUUCCCUCUCACACUAAGGCUGUGGGAUAUAUUCAUGCUUGAAGGAGAUAAGAUACUCAUAUCAAUGGCGUAUACCCUUAUGAAACUACACAGAAGAGUGUUGAUCAAGAAGGACAUGGAGAUGGUCGUGAGGUACCUACAGGAGCAGUUGGUCAUUGACUUUGGUUACAGGGACGAUGAGGUCAUAGAUGCCCUACAGGAGGGGAUAUCAGAAUUGAAACGCUCAAAGCUACUGGUGCCCCCGCCCGCUAAGCAAAAUGAGAUGCCCAUCCUUCCCUUUGGACUGUCACGGCAACCGUCGAUAAGCCAAGCCACGGGGCUACGAACGGCCAUGCCAGUCAGCAAUGGCACCAGUAAACAGUCCCAAUCUCCCACCGUUUCUCAACCUCACACGUCCGAAAAAGACAAACAAAAUCAGACUAAACCUAUUCCUCCUGCUAAACCCAAGAACGUCACUUUCAAAGAGGUUACCCAGUCAACAUCAUCAUCUUCCCAACCAACGACUCCUACAAGUACCAUUGUUUCAGCUUCAAACGGCACAUCUCAGAAUACCUCCCCAGACAAACGCAAACCAGAAGAGAGUUACUACAGCAGUGUGACUUCCUUUGAGAGCCAAUACUCGGCUCGUUCUUCGGGCACGCAAGCCAUGAGGAACAGCGGUGGAUCCCCCGCAAGGUCGGAACCCAGCAGCAGUCGCAAUAACGACUUGACACCGACGGGUCGCGAGUUUGUCGAAGGGUUCCCCUACCAGGACAUGUCGGGUGUGGACGUUACGUACAGGAGGCAGAACUCUAAUAAUGAGAAGGGCACCCUGAGAUCAGGGAAGGCAUCUCCACUUAAUGAGCGCCCUCAGAGUUUGCCCCCGUCCAGCCCCGCCCAUACUGACCUCAGUGAGCGAAGGCUGUCCCUCUACGAUAAUGUGGACGUUUAUUACAAUGCGCAUUAUGAGCAGAGCAUGGAGGAGUCUUUGGAAGCCGUUGGAACGCCAACGGCUCACGCGCAGGACGGGAUGUUCUAUGUGACCGGAGUGACGAACGAUCCUCGAGUGACGGGGAUGUCGCAAGGGUUGGAUCAAGCGGCAAGCACUGAAAUUGGCAAUACUUCCUCAAACUUCAAGACCUACCCAGAGCCUGGACAAGCUCCAGGAACCUCUUCGCAGCUGAGCUCUCCUCCGCCCCCAACCAAACCCACCAGCCUGGGUAACCUGCAGUCCUUUGAAGUACAGAAGACAUCCCAUCAAUAUCAGAAGAGGACGUCGUGGGAAGGGUCACAGUCGCAACCGAGCUUUAGCCCCAGCCGUAGUCCUGGAGCAACAGCAUCCGCUCCAGCUCGACCUGCAGGUGUCUCCCCUGUGCGGACAUCGCCAACACGCAAGCCAGCCAGUCCCAUCAAUGGCGUUCAAUACUUUCAUUCACAGGUCACCUAUAUAUGAAAACCUCUCCGGUAAGGGUCAAAUGUCAAAGCUCAAAGGUCAUUCAAGGUCAAACUGAAAGAUGGGAGAGGAUAGAAUGUAAAAGAGGACCAACUAGUGUGUAACAUCCAGAAUAAUAUGUAGGAACAAUAUUAGAUUAGAUAUAGUCAGAGCAUUGCUUGUUAAAAGUAGUGUAAUCCCUUAGGGUCAAAGGUCAUAAGUCACCUCCUUAUUCAAAAUGCAAAUAUCUGCAGCAAUAGGUGACAUCUUGUGCCUCUUUUAAAAGGUGUUAAACAUUUCUAAGUGGUUUGAAGAAAUACAUUGUAAGAAUAUACCUCAAGGUACAGUACAAGUUCUUUAUCUGCAAGAAAUCAGUAAGUUUUGGAAAAUUGAAUUUUGCAGAUGAAAUGAAAAUAUGUUUUGAAAAUUUGGUAAUUUAAAUGAUCAACGGCCGACAUAUCAAUUAUGAGCGCUAAACUUUUCAUAUUUUUAUGAAAAAGUGAUCAUUACAUUCUAAAUAGCAUGGAAAUAAAACAAAAUCAUGAAUUCUCUCAAAAUUACAAAGAUCAGUCAGUAUAUUGAUUUGAUUGAUGAAUUAUUGCCAUAUUAAUAUUUCUGUUCCUUUUCUAAACUAUUGUAAAUGAACCAAGAAAUUUGGUUAAUUCACAUACAUGCCCUAAUGGAGAUUAAAGAAACUCUGAUAAUUGUGCAAACACAAUAUUCCAAAAACAUGCUUUAACACAAAUUUUAACAAGGAAUAGUAUAAAUGAUUAUACAAUAUGUUGUCGAUUUGGGAUGUAUACCCAGUAAAUCUUUAGUGCGUAGCCACACUUGGUUUUUCUUCCUUAAUUCUAUUAACUUUUAUCACAUUUUUUCCCCGAACAUAUUGUUUGUAUUUAACUUUUGUAUUAAUGGAUACUACAAUAAUGCAUCUUUUAUCAGUUACCUGUCAUUAGAUUACGAAUAAAAUAGUGUUUGUCUUUAUCAAUACUAUCAUUCACUACUGGAAAGUUCAUAUUUUAUGAUAUUUAAGAGCUGUUUCUUGCAUAUUAACUCCAUUCUUUUGGAACUACUUAUUGGUGUUUCCUUAUUCACACCACUCUGUAUACAUAUAUGUAUAACCAAAGAAAGAGAGUGGUGUUCUAAUCUCUGACCAAAUUUAGCCCUCAGAAAGGUACCCAUAGGAAAGAGAAGGGCUAUUUACCAGUCUAUGUCCAAUUACAUAGACCCACACACUCAUUUUCAUGUGUGUCUCUUUUUUGUACCAUGUACAUGUUUGGAGUAUCUUUAUUUCAAGUGCAAAACUAUCAGUGUACAUAUUGUAUAUUUAUUAGAUAGAGGAGAACAUUUCUACCCUAUUUCUGAAUUUUUUAUAAGAACCAUUUGAUAUAGGACUCUACAUGUAUGUUUGUGCCAUAGGUGUAUAUCAAUGUUUUUAAUACAUUGGUUUUAAUAUUUUCAUGGCAAAUGUUCAUUGUUGUCAGUUUCCAUUUAUGUACAGCGAUAAGUAGGAAAAUCUUCAGUUUCCCCUUUCCUCUUUCCUUACCUAUUCCCAUACAUGUCGUUUGAUGUGGGUUGUUUGGGUAUUAAUGUAUACAUUCUGUCAAAAUCAAAUGUUCAUGUAUUAAUUAGUUGCCUGUUAUCUGGCUUUCCAUAGUUUCUGUUGAUUGGAUCAAUCACAUCUCUCUAUAAGAUGGGGCCCAGGAAGUUCAUAUAAUGUUUUAAUCAUGUUUCAAAGUGGCAGCAUCAUUUUGCUACAAUUUAAAAAAAAAUAAUUAUUUUUACUUUUAUGAGGAUUGAACUAAAUUGGAUUGAUUCAAAUAUGACAUGAUAUAAGUGCAUGGCUGUCAAUGCUUAUUAUCACAUUUAUCUUACUAUCCCAGCUUCUGAAUUGGAAUACAUUUUAAAAUCUCUUCCUUUUGCCAUCUUGUCGUGCAUAUUUUAGUCAUUAGAGCUGUAAAGUAAUUCAAAUAUUGCCUAAGUAUGACAAUAAAUUAUCUGAUGUGUUAUGGUUUUCUUUUUGGGAAAGUAAGAUGUUUUUUUAAACUUUACCUAUGUCCUUGUAGGGUUCUACACAAUAAUUUUGCACUUUGAUUAGAUUUACAGGUUUUAGUAUUUUAUUGUAUAUGAAAUUUAAUUUUAUAUCAUUAGAUGUAUUUUGAUUUAAGUAAAAAAUGUGUUUUAAUGGAACUUCUGAGAAGGUUGUGUACAUGUGUAAAUGUAAAUUGUAAUUUAGGAUUGCAAUAAUAUUUGUUUUUUGUAUAUGAAUCAGAAUGGCGU
Lytechinus variegatus (green sea urchin) is the source of this 4832-nucleotide messenger RNA. RefSeq names its product USP6 N-terminal-like protein (gene usp6nl). The coding region runs from base 273 to 2573 and encodes 766 amino acids. The record is from RefSeq and is a predicted model, not a curated record. Lineage: Eukaryota; Metazoa; Echinodermata; Echinoidea; Temnopleuroida; Toxopneustidae. The transcript has 17 exons.